Molecule: messenger RNA, 1601 nt
Organism: Hydra vulgaris (swiftwater hydra)
Lineage: Eukaryota; Metazoa; Cnidaria; Hydrozoa; Anthoathecata; Hydridae
Product: ectonucleoside triphosphate diphosphohydrolase 1
Molecular function (GO): hydrolase activity
Source: RefSeq, a predicted model, not a curated record
CCGAGUAUAAUCAAAUUUAGUGCAAGUCAAGUUCAAGCGUUUACUGUUAGCUUAAACCAUAAAAAAACUUUGAAGUACAAAAACAUGUUAAAGGAUGAAUACAAAAAAUUCUUGACGAAGAAAAGAAAAGCAUUAGUAAAAAAGCAAACUAUAUUUGGAGUUGUAUUCAUUUUGGUAGGCUUGGUUGUAGUAUUUGUAUUUAUCUAUUUGCGAUCACAAAAAAAUACAUUUGAACUUCACGGUAGAUUUGGAAUAACAAUAGAUGCUGGAGGAUCAGGGACCAGAUUGUCAAUUUAUGAAUACAAAAAAGGAAAACUACACAAUGAAAAUUUUAUAUGUGAAAAUAAGGGUUUGACAAAUUCUCAGUUGCUAUCACUAUAUGACAAUAUUCAUAAAUGUUUGGUUGAAGCUGAGAAAAGAAUACCACUUUUAAUAAACAGUAAAACUCCUAUAUAUUUUGCAGCUACUGCUGGAAUGCGAUUGCUCAAAAUAAGCAAUGAAACCGCCUACCAGAAUAUUUGGAAUAUUGUGAGACAUGCUCUUAAUAAUUCUUCUUUUAUUGUAAAGUUAAAUGAGACGCUGUUGGGGUCAAAAGAAGCAGCUUAUUCUUGGGCAUCUGUUAACUCAUUAUUAGAUAGAGAGAAAUCUUCUGGAUUGUUUGAAAUGGGGAGCACUUCAGUUCAACUUGCUUUUGAGCCUCGAAGUAGUGAAACUUUUUUACCUUCUUCACACAUAGAAAAUGUUAUUCUGAAAAAAAAAUCAUAUAAUCUUUAUGUGUAUUCAUUCUUGUGCUUUGGUAAAGAUGAAUUUAGACGCAGAUAUAUUGCUAGAAUUAUUAAGAAAUCUGGUUAUUCAAGUAAUGUGAAAGAUCCAUGUCAUCCAUUAGGUUAUAAAAAAGUUAUAGCAUCUAAUGAAAUAUGGAAUUCGACUUGUGUUAAUGGAUUAUAUGCUCAGAGAGUUCUUGGAGAAAGUUUUGUAAAAAAAAACGGUAAUCAUUUCUAUGUCUUGCAUGGAAGUAGCAAUUUCACUGAUUGUUUCAAUGAAGUCAAGAAUAUGUUUUAUGCCAAUUGUUCUGACAAGUAUUGUGAUAUGAGCAAUGUACACCACCCUGCAAGUGAUGCUUUCUUUACGGCUAUUGGUGGUGGUGUUUAUUUUUCUUCAAAAUAUUUGAAUUUAUCAAACCCUGUUCGCAUACAAGCAUACAAGAAUGCUACGGAAAAUCUAUGUUCAUUAAAUUAUACUCAGCUUAGCUCAAAUAAAGAAUUCAAUAACUACACCAUAGAUUACUGCUUAGUAGACGUUUUUACAUACUUUAUUUUUCAUGAACUUCUAAAACUCGAUGAUUCCAAUAAAGUCAUGUUUGCUAAUAAAAUAGAUAACAACGUCGUAUCAUGGACAAUGGGAUUAAUCUUGAAUAAAAUACACGAACUUUCCCCCGCGAACCAUUAUAUAUCUAGAAGACUAUCAAACGUUACGUUUUAUAGCGCUAUUACUGCAAGUCUUGUGGUUAUUAUCAUAGGUUUAAUAGUUAUUUGUUAUUAUUAUAAAUUGAGGAAGACUAGUUACACACUAGAAACACAAUCUUAAUAUAUAUAUAUGUA